AUGCGUUUCUCCUACCUCUCCCUCACAGCGGCCUGGGCGUCGACUGUCGUGGCCUCGCCCCUGGUAAGCCGGGCAAGCAGUGCGAGCUGCGAGAACACGGCCAGCAGCCGUUCCUGCUGGGGCGACUAUAACAUCGCGACCAACUACUACGAAGAGGUGCCCGACACGGGUGUGACCCGCGAGUACUGGUUUGACAUUGUCAACACGACCGCCUCACCCGACGGCGUGGAGCGUAUCGUCCUCUCGGUCAACGGCACAGUUCCGGGCCCAACGAUCAUCGCGGACUGGGGCGACACUGUUGUUGUCCACGUGACCAACUCGAUGGAGAACAAUGGCACUGGUAUCCACUUCCACGGCAUCCGGCAGAACUACACGAGCCAGAUGGACGGCGUGCCGUCGGUGACGCAGUGCCCGGUGGCGCCGGGAUCCAGCCACACGUACACGUGGCGGGCGACGCAGUACGGCUCGUCCUGGUACCACUCGCAUUUUUACGUGCAGGCAUGGGACGGAGUAUUUGGCGGGAUCGUGAUCAACGGCCCUGCCACGGCCGACUAUGACGAGGAUCUCGGCUCGCUCUUCCUCAACGACUGGACGCACGAGACGGCCGACCAGGUCUUGCUCAAGGCCGAGGCGUCGGGGCCGCAGACGCUGGACAACGGCCUCAUCAACGGCACCAACGUCUACACCACCACGGACGAUACCGUUGUCGGCUCCCGCUUCGAGACCCAGUUCAGCGAGGGCAAGCGGUAUCGGCUGCGUCUCGUCAACGGCGCCGCCGACACCGUCUUCAAGUUCACCGUCGACAACCACACGCUCGAGGUCAUCGCCACCGACUUCGUGCCCAUCCAGCCCUAUGCCACUGACGUCGUCAGCAUCACCAUGGGUCAGCGCUACGACGUGAUCAUCACGGCCAACGCCACCACGGACGACUAUUGGCUGCGUGCCAUCCCUCAGACCAGCUGCAGCGACAACGCCAACGCCGACAACAUCCGCGGCAUCGUCCGCUACUCUAGCUCCUCCACGGCCGACCCGACCACGUCCGCCUGGGAUGCCGCCGCUGUCGACAGCUGCUACGACGAGGAUGCCUCUCUGCUGGUGCCCUACCUCGCCAUCGCCGCCUCUGACGCUGACGUGACCGACAGCUUUGACGUCGAGGUCACCCUAAGCAACAACGCCUUCCUCUGGGAGAUGGGCUCGUCUACCUUUGUCAACGAGUGGGACUACCCGACCCUGCAGCAGGUUGCUGACAAGAACGACACCUGGGGCGCUUCCCAGAACGUCUACGAGUUUCCCAAUGCCGACACCUGGGUCUACUGGGUCAUCCAGACCAAGAACAACGCGCCCCAUCCGCUGCACAUGCACGGCCACGACUUCUGGAUCCUCGGCCAGGGCACCGGCACCUACAACGCCAGCACGGCCAACCUCUCUCUCGUCAACCGUCCUCGUCGUGAUGUCGUCCAACUGCCCGGCGAUGGCUACGCCGUCAUCGCCUUCUAUACCGACAACCCAGGUCACAGGCUUGGCUCAUGCACUGCCACAUUGCCUGGCACACCACCGAGGGUCUAG
Grosmannia clavigera kw1407 is the source of this 1566-nucleotide messenger RNA. Its product is annotated as extracellular dihydrogeodin oxidase. Bases 1 to 1566 code for a protein of 521 amino acids. The transcript is spliced from 3 exons. Lineage: Eukaryota; Fungi; Ascomycota; Sordariomycetes; Ophiostomatales; Ophiostomataceae. The record is from RefSeq and is a predicted model, not a curated record. Gene Ontology annotation, molecular function: oxidoreductase activity; copper ion binding.